Messenger RNA from Neolamprologus brichardi, 3204 nucleotides. Lineage: Eukaryota; Metazoa; Chordata; Actinopteri; Cichliformes; Cichlidae. The record is from RefSeq and is a predicted model, not a curated record.
UUCUGCUGUGUGCAGGCAACAGGCGCAGAAGACAAAGUCUGGGACUGAAACAAUAUGAACAAUCUGAUGUGAAACAGAUUUGACACAGACCUGGAGGAGACAUGAACAGAUUUUAUUCAAUGCAGAUGGAGGAGCCGCAGAACGGGAAAGUAAAAGAGUCCUUCAGGUUUGUGGCGGAGGUGAAGAAAGAUGUGUGGAGAGACAGCAGAGAGGAGCAAUCAGAGCCCACCUGUUCUCUAAGUGUCAGAAAGAUCUCCUACACAGUCAGUGAACGCGUGGGUCCGUGGUGGGACUUACCCUCCUACAGGAAACGAUGGACUCGGCAGAUCCUGAAUGAUGUCUCCUUUCAUGUUGAUAGUGGGCAGAUCAUGGGCAUACUAGGCAACUCAGGCUCAGGAAAAACCACAUUGCUGGAUGCCAUCUCAGGGAGGAUUGGGAACCAGGGCACGCUGCUGGGAGAAGUCUUCGUUAAUGGUAGAAAACUGAAGCAAGAGCAGUAUCAGGACUGCUUCUCCUAUGUGCUGCAGAGCGAUAACUUGCUGAGUUAUCUGACAGUUGAGGAGACUCUGACCUACACAGCUCAGCUGGCCCUGCGGAAACGCUCGGCUGAAGCUAUCAAGAAAAAGGUGACUUUAGAGCUGCGGGUGAUCCUAUUGGAUGAGCCGACCACUGGUCUGGACAGCAUGACGGCCAAUCAGAUUGUAGUGCUGUUGGCAGAGCUGGCCAGGAGAGACCGUAUCGUCAUAGUAACUAUCCACCAACCACGCUCUGAGCUCUUCAGGGUGUUCAACAGGAUAGCUAUAAUGAGUCGUGGGGAGCUAGUAUUUUGUGGACAAACAGAAGAGAUGGUGGAUUUCUUCAGCCAAUGUGGAUAUGAGUGUCCAGAGUACUGCAACCCCUUUGACAUCUAUGUUGACUUCACCUCAGUGGACACACGCAGCAGCGAGAGGGAGGCAGCCACAUUCACUCGCAUGCAUGAAAUCACGUCAGCCUAUCAGAGGUCUACCAUCUACCAGAGCAUGCUGGAAAAAAUGGAGCAGAGCUUGCAGAGAUCAGACAAGCCCGCCAUACCCUUUAAGAGCAAAGAGUCACCCAGCGGUGCUGCCAAACUUGGAGUUCUCCUCAGGCGCACAGUAAGAAACCUGUCCAGAGACAGGAUGGGUGUUCUGAUGCGUCUAUCCCAGAACCUGAUUUAUGGUCUGUUUGUGGCCUUCUUCGUCAUACAUUUAGACAUCGACGUCACUAAGGGUGCUGUGCAGGACCGCAUCGGCAUAAUCUAUCAGAGCAUCGGUGCUUCACCAUACACGGGCAUGCUGAACGCCGUCGCACUCUUCCCAGCAUUGCGAGCCAUCGGUGAUCAGGAGAGUCAGGAUGGACUCUACACUAAAUGGCAAAUGUUCUUGGCCUACAUCUUCCACAUCCUGCCCCUCAGCAUCCUGAGUGUCUUCAUCUUCACCUCCUUCCUUUACUGGACAGUAGGGAUGCAUCCGGAAGGUUUGCGCUUCCUGUGUUUCACUGCUGUAGUUCUGGUGCCCCAUGUUAUAGGUGAGUUGCUGACUGUGGUGCUACUAGGUGUGGUCCAAGACCCUAACAUGGUCAACACUGGAGUGGCUCUACUCAAUAUUGCAGGGAUAGUGGUGGGAUCUGGCUUUCUAAGGAGCACCCAGCAGAUGCCACAGGUCUUUCAGUGGCUCAGUUACCUGACUUUCCAGAAGUACAGCUGUGAGCUGCUCAUAGUCACAGAGUUUCAUGGUCUCCAGUUCACAUGCAAUAAUUCCACAUCUUUGCCGGGAGCUUGUGUGGUCACCCAUGGCAAUCAGAUCAUUGAGGAGGGUUAUCCUGGCGCAUUGUCCCGAUACACACUAUACUUUGUUCUCCUCUACGCUUUCCUGCCUGCUCUGCUGCUGCUGGGCAUAAUUAGCUUUAAGAUCAGGGACAAGGUUGUGCGUCAUUAAGCCCACAAACACGGCUUUGUGGGUAAAAUCUUCUUUUUAAGUUAAGCUUAUAAAGCAUUUAUGUUAUGAAAUUCACUAUUCAGAGAUGACCUACACCCACCACUGUAUUAGGUACACCGUACCCUUUUUGCUUUCUCGAUAAUGAAGGGAUGGACAUUUUCAGCAAUACUCAACAGACUGUUUAAAUGAUGGCCACCUGGUAGCAGCCCAAAGUGUGCUAGGAAAAUAAAUUACACCACCACCAACAAACUCAACCACUGAUAUAAGACAGGAUUCAUGUUUAGUUUUUGUUGCUGAUUAUGCCAAAUGUUGACCCUACCAUGCAAAUGUCAUAGCAGAAAUCCAGACUUUUGGUGAGUUUAUGUGAUUUGUACCCUCGGUUUCUCUUUUAUAAGCUGACUGGAGUGGCACAUGACGCCACUGAAGCCCAACUGCUUCAAGGUUUGACGUGUUAUGCAUUCAGAGAUGCACUUCUGCUUAUCAUAACGAGCGCUUUUUGAGUUACUGUUGCUUUCCUAUCAGUUUGAGGCAUUCUGACAAUCAAAAAGCCAUAUUUUCUUUUUCAGAACAUUCUCCUUAAACCCAAGAGAUGGUUGCACAGGAAAAUCCUAGUAGAUCAGCAGUUUUAGAAACGCUUCGACCUGCCUAUCUGGCACCAACAACUAUGUCAUGAUCAAAGUCACUUAAAUCCUCUUUCUUUCAAAUGCACGCUUUGAAUUUCAAUGUCUUACAUUGUUACCACGUGAUUAUCAGAUUAAACAUUUAAAGCACUUUAACAGGUGUACCUAAUAAAGUGGUAGUAUAAGCACUUAUAAGUUUAAAUGUUUACACUUGAUGCACACAAUGUAGUACAGCACGGUUUAUCUCUGUUCACUGGGAUGAAGCCAUGCACAUUAAAACACUUAAACAUCUGCAGAUGUUCUGUAAACUAUUCGAAACAUGUUACCUGAAAAACGAGCAUGUUUAUGGCAUGUACAGUUUUCUUGUGGUAACCUUAAUCCUAGAACCACUGAUGGCCGGGAAGAAAAAAAAACAUAAAUUUGUUUGCUUUGUUUGGAAGAACAAACAUUAUUAUUGGUAAGCUAAAACUAUAUUUUUCUUGAUUAAAAUCUCAGCAUUUAUUUAUGUAAUUAUAGAAAAGUACAACAGAAAAUAUAAUACAAAAGUAAACAAAUAGAAUAUAUAUACCCUAUGUACAUUAUAACAUGUUGUAUGUGUGUAAUAAAGCAGAAGAUAUCUCAUGUCUCCA